Molecule: messenger RNA, 1893 nt
Organism: Brienomyrus brachyistius
Lineage: Eukaryota; Metazoa; Chordata; Actinopteri; Osteoglossiformes; Mormyridae
Product: N-acetyltransferase 8-like
Exons: 2
Coding region: 625-1278 (217 amino acids)
Molecular function (GO): N-acetyltransferase activity
Source: RefSeq, a predicted model, not a curated record
CGAAGGGUGGUUGUAAGUCAGCCCUUUAUUCGUUGCACAGAUCGCGAUCCGGGAGCCAGCCUAUAUGCGCAACCAGUACAUACCCGAGGAAGCUCAAACUGUUGUCUGGCUUAUAUAGCCCGUCUGUGGCAUCUGCUGAUCUUGAUAUUUUCCACUCGCAUGACAGACAACUGCUUUCAUUAGUACCCAUCAUACCCCCCGUUGUCUUGUCUUCUCUUCUCUUUUGCGGCGUCAACGACCCCUUCCCUUGUUAAGCCCAGUAGGGCAAGCGUCAAGCGUUGGCGUAAUGUCUCAGCAACCCUGCAAAGCACGCCCUCUGUUUUCCUGUGUCACAACCACCUUAGAGUGAGGCCUACUUGCCUGCAAGUCGGUUCCAGUUUUCAGUGUUACAAAGUUUAGCCCCUCACUGGUUUGAUUGAAAAACAUCCAGCUGUUUCACAUUAACAUUAGUGACACGUGCAUGAUUAUAGGAGACUGACCAAUUAGCACGCAGCAAGAACAAGGUGCUUAACUGAGAUCCAGGUUCUUUUAAUUAAAAUAGUAUUUUAAAAAUCCAGUCCUAGGUCAACGUGUCCUCCCUGACAUGGAUUAUCUGGUCACUCUAGGUUGAAGGGUGUCAGCACCAUGGCCAGCUUUAAGGUGCGGAAGUACAGGGAUGAAGACGAGGAGCUGGUGAAGGAGAUCUUUGCGCUGGGGAUAAGUGAGCAAGUUCCCGCCUCCUUCAUGCACGUGCUGAAACAGCCCCUUACCCAGGUGGUGUUUAUGUGCGUCUUCUUUGCUCUGAUGGCUGUCUUCAAGUCCUUCCUCCUCCCUGUACUGGUGACCAGCAUGCUCUUAGUAGGAAUUCGACAGCUGGUCAGCCAGUCCUACACCAAAUACAUUGACUACACACUGAAAGAAGACCUUAGUCGUAUCCAGGAGUCCUACAUGGAGGAGAGGGACUCCUGUUUCUGGGUGGCAGAGAAUGGGGGCCGAGUGGUGGCCAUGAUGGCUUACGUACCCUCCAAGAUUCAUCAGGAGUUCUUAGAGCUUAAGCACAUGUCCGUGCACAGAAGCCAUCGACGCCAAGGCAUCGCCAAGACCCUCUGCAGGGUAGCAGUGGACUUUGCUCGCACAGAGGGAUACCAGGCAAUCGUCCUCUAUACCGCUGAGGUCCAGAAUGAUGCACAGAAGCUGUAUGAACACAUGGGCUUUACGAAGAUCAGGCAGUUUCGCCGCCCAACUCUGACAGCCAAGUUCACCAAUUUCUUCCUGUUUGAGUACCAAUUAAAGGUAUAAAUGGGUACAGGCAGUAAAUACUUAUCAUCUUAAUCCUGCUGAUCUCAGCUUAUAUCUGUAAUUUAGCUGACUUCCCCCCCUUCUUCUAAGAGGUGUAUCUAUAUUUCGACAGCUAAAUGUCAGUGUCUGAAAGCAGUGCAAAAGAGAACUACUGAUGUUAGAUUGUUCGGUAACACUUUACUUGAGAGGGCACAAGUAACUUAGUAACUCAGUUACUAGUCAAGUACACAAGCAAGUAUAGCAACUAUGUUAUGAUUAAUGAUGAACGGACAUAGGAUCAGUAGGUAACUAACAUUUCAUUUCAGGUUACUUGUGCCCCCACGAGUGUUACAGAUUGUUCAAUUCCGAAGUCACGUAAUUGGUGGUAAUACUAACGAUACUUAAUUGUGAGGGUGUUGCAUGUAUCUAUACGACUACACAUUUUUAAACAGCGUUUCAGUUUGUUUCUGCUAGACUGUAAUGUGGUGCAGUCAGCUAAACACCACAGCAAUCUGUUUUGCUUCCUGACUUGUAUGAUUCACCGCAUGUCCCUUAAUCCUCAAAUACCAUUAUUUUUUUAUGAAUUAAAAAGCAAAAAUAGUCAAAAUGGAAUAAAAAACAGAGAUAUGUAGGCAA